Molecule: messenger RNA, 3914 nt
Organism: Amoebophrya sp. A25
Lineage: Eukaryota; Dinophyceae; Syndiniales; Amoebophryaceae
Source: the annotation of a GenBank genome assembly
CGACCCAAUCCAUAAGUUUAGAAGAUGUUUUUGCCAUCAGAUAUCCUGACCUUUCAGGAGCUAGUAGAAAUUCCCCAACAGUUGAGAAAGUCCAUUGAAACUAGAAAUGAUCAUCAUGGUUUAGCAACAUCAGCAACUACUACCGGAUACGUCGGAGCACCAUCAGCAACUACCGGAUACGGGGUUUCAACAUUUAUUCUUGUUUUGAAAGGUAAAGGAACAAAUAACAAGGAUGCUCAUAACAAGAUAGAAGCUGCUGAAGUAGAAGGAAGUGUUUCAAAGAAAAAUGCGCCAAGCUGCACCACCUCCGUGGAGGAUAUCUGGACCCCCUUUCUCCAUAAGGAACAACAACAUGAACAAGAAGGCCUCUCCUACAAUAUCAACCUCGCAUUUGAGUUCGCACCAAGGGAUUUUGGUGGAAUCGAGCAUAGUGCGCCACAACCCGCAGAGACGGAGAACACGAAGAUUCCUUCGACAAGCAUCCGUGUAAUUCAAUUUGAAGUGCACCAGCAAGACCCUACUACAGCUACACCAAGAUCCUACAACAGCGAAGACGGUGUCCCUCUAUCUGAUGUGAAGAGACUAGGGCAGUCCUAUGUGGACUCCGGUGACUGCUGGGAGGUUCAGUUGUUUACAACAGCGUCGCAGUUAGUUUGGACAUCAACAUCUUCAAGAAGAUCUACUUCUACCUCUACGACCACGUGCAAUUAUUCAUCCUCCUCUCCAAGUUCAAGACGUUCACCAACUUCUUGUGCCAAUAAUUCGUCCCAAGAACGUGACGAGAUUGAGCAGUGUUUAACGGCGUUCCAACGAUUCGAAGUCGCUUCUGGUAGCUGCAACAACGAACUCGAUUUAGGAUUGCUACCUGCUUUGUGUGGAGAAUAUUUCAAACCGGUAACGAAUUGCACGACCGGAUACGCUCCUUCGAAUGAAGACGAGCAGGGGCACGACAAGAACCCUAGAAGUUGUACUAGCACGUCAGGAGGUAGAUCUUCACAUCCGCAGAUCAGGAGCUCCCGCCCUACUUCAAUAGAUAAAGAUGAUGGCCAGGAGAUCGGCCAGGACAAUCCUACUACGAGGACAGGUGUUUUCCUAACAGUUGGCCAAUCAUGGUCGCCUUUGCUGCUUUUCUACGUUCGUGAGCCCGUCUUGAUGUUCGCAGACUUCGAUCCAGUCGAAUUGCUUAAGGUGGCGUUUCGAACGGAGUUUUUGAGCCGCAUAGGAAAAGAUGAAGAAAGUCCUCUUACAAGUAGGUGUCCUCGUGGUCUCCGUUUCGCUUCGCCCUCCGCCGCGUGCGUGCCUGACCUAAGAAAAUUUGAAGCCCAGGUUGAGGGAGGAGGGCUCGCAAAUUUUUGGUUUUGCAAGCCUUCCGGCGAUUCAAAAGUGCAUCAUAAAAUUGAAAGAGCAGAUAAGAGUACUCGCACGAACGCGAUCGUUGCUACGAUCCAAGAAACAGUGGACUUUUUGGUCGAGCAGAGGGGUUGCAAUCGAGAACGCUUGAUGCAGGAGGUGGUUGGGCCUGCCAUGUCAGAAGCUGAGGCGUUAGUGCUUGCAGAACAAGCGGAAGCUGCCUCAACCUCACAUCUACUCGUCGUGCCGGAGUCCGAAGACGAGACAACCACGUCCCUUGCACAUGCUUUCUUCAGAACCAAACUAUGUCGUGAAGGAUGGGCGCCGUCACUUUUUGGCGCUGAAAAGGAGGGGAAGACGAAGCUAAAGCAGGCUCCUGGACCUGCACGUCGUGGUAUACUGCAAGAGAAAAGAGAAAGAACGUUGAGUGAUGCCUCGACGCGUGCGCCUUCACUAGUGAGCUAUGGAGGAGAGGAAGAGAAGGGGCUUGCGAGCUUGACUAGUUUGAGUGUUGCUGUGGGAACAGGAGACGAAGAACACCUUACCCCCGAAACCGAUGAACAUCAAGUUGUUUCAAGCUCCACAUCUACAUCAAUCACAAAGUGCGGCAAUUCUGCUAGCAACUCCACUCAUUUUCAGCAACGUUGUGCGGCUGUCUUUCUUUCCCUCGUAGCUGCAUUGCGCAGGUCGAAGGCAGUGGUUUAUCGUCAUGUGAAUAUAGUUGCAGAUGCGGAGGAACUGUGCAACAGCCUAUCAACGUCGCCACUUUCCCUGACGCUGAGGUGUAUGAAUUGGAGCAACGUCAUGCAGUAUGUGCCUUGUAACAAUGGGCAACAAUGGGUACAGGCAAAAAGAAUGCUACAGACGUAUGGAAAGAUGUUUCCGGAUUGUCGAUUCGUAGAAAGUUAUUCUCGAUCGCCGCAUGGUGGUUUAUCGCGGAUCCUUACUGGGCAAAAAGCGUGGCUCCGCUAUCUAGAUUGGAGAGAUGGCAGUGUCGCUGAAAUUGAUGAAAGCGUCGAAGAAAAUAGACCAGAUUAUUAUGAAGUAAGUUGUUACACAACAGAAGGUGGGGCGUGUUGGUCUCUUUUCGACUGACCUGAUCAGAUUAGUUUAUUUGACAGCAUAAUGAUCAAUUGAUUAUCCCUAACAUCACGACUCCACCACCACCUGAGAGAAAUAACGGACGUUUACCGCAUUACAAUCUCCUAGCCUGUAGCGCCUCUCUUUACCUGUAGGAAUCCCUAGGCUGCUUGAUCACGUAGAGCAUAGCUCAUCUUCAGUCUUGGUCGUCCUUCUCCUUCUCCAAAACUUGGGUGAGAGAUAUGAAAGGAAGCCGUAAGGCUUCUACUCAAGGAAAGAAUUAAUUACUAUCUAAUGAAAGCCACUUCAAUCUAGACAAUUCCAUCAUCCUUCUUAUUAUCCCUAACAAGAAAAUGAAAAUCGAUGAAUACCUUUCGUGAUUUGUACAGAUGACUUGACCAUGGCCAUGGGGACAAAAAAAAGAACAUGGUGUUGAAGAACUUCUACGCUGUACUUACUUCUACAUAUGAGUGUCGUCCGAAGCUCCAUAAUUACGCAACUUGAACGAUUUGAAAACAAGAUCUUGCUUGGGUUCGGAAGAUGCAUAGACUUAAUACUUCGUGAUAAUUAAUGACGACCAUUUUAACACAUAAAAGCAAGACUGCUGGAGACUGUUUGACAGGAUGUAGCAGGUCCGGAAUCUCAUUUUCACAUUUUUUUAUGGGUCACUAAAUUUCAUGACUUCAUCUGAAGACAGCACGACAACAUUUAUUCAUUUGAAGCUGCGGGAGAGUAGUCAUGUGUUUUUGGCUUUCAUACUUAUUGGUUGAUUGUUCUUACCUGGGUUAUUUACCGAUUCGGCCUCCGCCGCGUGCGUGCCUGGCCUAAGAAAAUUUGAAGCCCAGGUUGAGGGAGAAGGGCUCGCAAAUUUUCGGUUUUCCAAGCCUCCCGACGAUUCAAAAGUACAUUGCGGCCUCCGCCGCGUGCGUGCCUGGCCUAAGAAAAUUUGAAGCCCAGGUUGAGGGAGAAGGGCUCUCAAAUUUUCGGUUUUGCAAGCCUCCCGACGAUUCAAAAGUACAUGCCGACUCGGCCUCCGCCGCAGGCGUGCCCGACCUAAUAAAAUUUGGAGCCCAGGUUGAGGGAUGAAGAUGUUACUCAUUCUCUUAAUAGAGUGGGUUUAGUAGUUAUAGGUGGAUGAACACUGCCCAAUGCCUCAACGUCGACCUGGGUGGAGCACACAGUCGGAAACCCGAGACGAGUCUUUAUGGACUAAAUCUUGGGUGGAGCACAAAGCCGGACGAAGCAGCACAAAGUCCAGUAGGCCUACUUACUCAACUUUUAUUACAAAAUGAAGGCCUCUAUGGUCAAUCUAUGAUAUUAAUCGCAUCGAACCCAGAAUUCUGGUAGGUGUCGAAGUACAACUGUACUACAACUAGAGGUAGCGCAAAUAUUGCUAUAUUGCUCUUAUCUUAAAUCGCGAUGAUGUCUUCUGAAUCUGAUGCUUCCGACUUGUCGAAGUCGAUACUCAUACUCGGUUUGUUGAU